This is a messenger RNA of Camelina sativa (false flax), 597 nucleotides long. RefSeq names its product glucan endo-1,3-beta-glucosidase-like. NCBI's taxonomy places the organism in Eukaryota, Viridiplantae, Streptophyta, Magnoliopsida, Brassicales, Brassicaceae. The record is from RefSeq and is a predicted model, not a curated record.
CUAUAUAAGAGAUGAUGGGUUAGCCUAGUUUAUAGCAAAGCUAUAGAGGAGGUUUCAGACAUCAAACGAAAUCCAACAUGGCGAAAGCACAAAUAUGUAUUUGUUUCAUCAUCUUCUUAUCCCUUUGGUCAGGAAAUUUCAUGGAAGUCAAGGCACAUAGCUCCGGAAGUUGGUGUAUUGCUAAACCUUCUACGUCUUAUGAUCAACUUCAAGAAAACAUAAAAUUCGCUUGUUCGAAAAUCGAUUGUAAGAUCAUAUCGAACGGAGGUGCAUGUUUUUCUCCAGAUAGUCUCAUCAGUCGUGCUUCUGUUGUCAUGAAUCUUUACUACCAAACUAAAGGAAGACGGUAUGAGAACUGCAAUUUCGGAGGCUCUGGUCUCAUUGGCGUAACUGAUCCUAGCUACGGAAAUUGCAUUUAUAAAUUUCGUAAGUAAACAUAUGAAUUAUGAAGCUUCGACUUUGUUGCAAGAAGAUAGAAGACCGUACCUGAAAUUUUAUAUUUAUUUGAAGUUGUGAUCUUUCAAGAAUUAAUAAAUGUUUGAUCUUGAUAUGUGUAUGUCAUUAUCAAAAUAAUAAAAUAUAAUAAUUUUAUCAACA